AUGUAAUUUUUAUAAAAAUCACAUAUUCCUAAAGCUAUCCAAAUAAUUUAAGUUAUCGAAUUCUUCACAGAAUAUUUUGCAAAACUGCCUUAAAAAAGAAUAUACUAAAACUUUUUAAUCCUUGAAAUUUUAAAAUUGUUUCUCAAAUUGAGAAAAUGGCAUCUAAUUGAUAAAUAUGGAUUGAUGAUAUCAGAGAAUAAUAAAUUUAGAGAAGCAGACCAUCGCGAAGAUUCAGCUGUCAAUUUAUUCUAAGAGAAAUGGGGAGGAUUACAAAAAGAUCCUCCUAUUGUGGACAUCAAAUUGGCCAAAGAACAACUAAAAAAAGUCAAUGAGCCCAUGUUAGAAUUCAAUUAGGGUUAAUAUGAUACUAUUGGAGAUAAGUAAGUAUCUAUAAUAAAAACACUCCCUAUUCCUAAUAGUCUAAAAAAGAGAGAUUAUGAUUCCUAAUUGAAUAUCCUAAGAGUCCAAAUAGGCGAAAUACUAUAUCUGCUACGUCCUUUAGUUUAUUGUUCUUGCAUUCUAAAGUUUGGAACAAGAAGUUACUCGCCUUACUUAAUUUCAUUAUCUAUUGAUAUCUUGAGAUUCCUCAUUCAAUUCAAAAUACAGAUCUUUAGAAAAAGUUAGAAAGAGGAGCUGCGUCUAAGAGCCAAAGAUGCCAUUAUCUGCUAUGUUCUCAGGGAUCCAUUUUAUAGUCAGAUUUUAAAAUAGAAGUGCUUAAACAAGGUAUUAGGAUUAUUAGUAAAAGAAGAAAACAUACUUCAUCGACUUGUAAUCGGACUUUUGGACCUAAGAUCAUCAAAAUGUUUAUUAUUAUGA
Molecule: messenger RNA, 816 nt
Organism: Paramecium tetraurelia
Lineage: Eukaryota; Ciliophora; Oligohymenophorea; Peniculida; Parameciidae
Exons: 4
Biological process (GO): peroxisome organization
Cellular component (GO): peroxisomal membrane
Source: RefSeq, a predicted model, not a curated record